UCAGCCAAACAAUCUAGGCAUGGUGGCACCACUUCUCUUUGUUUGGUAGUUUCAGGCCUAAGCGCCAAUGAUGGAGGGCUCAUCAGCCAACAUGUAAUUCCUAAGGCAGCCGAUCAUGACGAGAGGGACAUGAUCAGGCUUUAAAUAUGCUUACCUCUUCGCACUCUCGACAGGCGUGUCUUGUGCCAUCUUUAUUUCGCGGCAGAUAGAUCUGUUCCGUGUGUACAAGAUGCAGGUCAUCGACAAAGAUUGCAGUAUCCAUUGCCGAUACCCCCGGUCUGGCCGAAUCGUCUAUUCAACUGAUCCUACGGCAUGCCCGACAUUUCUUCAUCUACAUGAUGACAGAGGAUAUUGCAUGCCCGAUACCAUCUCAACCAGCUCACUGAUCAUCAAACACCGAGCGUCCACCACCAACAGCUGGGAGUACUUCUACGUGACAUCAGAUCUCCGACAACCAGUAGGCCAUGGGGCCGGCGACACACAAAAGUUCCGUCCGAUGCGUAUCGGUAGAUGCGUGCCCGUCGGAAUGAAAGCCUUUUACCCUGACACUUAUAGACGGAGUGAGUGUCAACAGACGAUAGAACUCGUUCAUAUCCACAAGCAAGAGAACGAGUCGCAAGAGGCCUUCAACAGUCGAAUGACCAACAAGAGUUUCACACAACGUCCUCCGGUCUUGCUUCAUGACCUUUACCUUGAAGUUGCAAAGAUCUCCGAGGUCCAGGAAGUUUACAAGAACUGGCGUGCCUCCAAACCAGAAGAGAGGAUACCUUCCUUUACCAUCGAGCGCUACCAGGCAACGUGGUAUAUGGGGACGGGCUUUUCUGCCUAUGGCAAAGCAGAGCAUUAUCAUUGGCGGAUCCCACUCGAAAAUCCCAACCCGAACAUCACCAGACUUUCUGGGUCGGAUAACGGCAGUUUGGUCUUUGAGUGGGGCAAGGAGACGGGCAAGGCGGGUAAGCCCAUUGGCAAGAUACUCGGGAUCGUCGAGUCGAUGUCAACCUGGAGCCAGGAAGAUGACCACGCCAUCGUCGUUCCCAUGAUAAAUGUUGUCGACGACCUUAUGAAGCGUUUUCACUCCUUAUUUCCGCCCCCGAAAGCGGCAAGAAGGGCAUGAAGGGGAAAGCGAAAGGUUGAUCUGAACGAGUUGAGUCAUGAUGAUCUGAGCAAAGCUUAUGCAAGCUCAACUUUUGACUAGAAUUGGUGGUACUUUGGGAAAAUGUUCAAGAACAAUGAAUUGUACGAUAGGUAGCUUAACCC
Messenger RNA from Xylaria bambusicola, 1257 nucleotides. RefSeq lists its product as uncharacterized. The record is from RefSeq and is a predicted model, not a curated record. NCBI's taxonomy places the organism in Eukaryota, Fungi, Ascomycota, Sordariomycetes, Xylariales, Xylariaceae. The coding region runs from base 230 to 1114 and encodes 294 amino acids. The transcript has a single exon.